This is a messenger RNA of Scomber japonicus (chub mackerel), 1018 nucleotides long. RefSeq lists its product as uncharacterized. The transcript is spliced from 4 exons. Lineage: Eukaryota; Metazoa; Chordata; Actinopteri; Scombriformes; Scombridae. The record is from RefSeq and is a predicted model, not a curated record. Bases 35 to 1018 code for a protein of 327 amino acids.
AACUGGCAGACGCACCAAACAGCAGCAGAGAAACAUGGACGCCUUGAUUUUGGUUUUAUUUCUACUUUUGAGACUCGGCUGUGCAUCGGGUUUCCUUGUCGUACUGAACCCGAAGAAGUUGUGUCUGCUCGCCUACAACCAGAGGGUCGUACUGGGUCAAUGUGACAUCACUAACUCCGCACAGCAGUGGACGUGGUUGGACGGAGCCAGAUUGAUCAACACUCAGUCUUCUCUGUGUCUGUGGGCCGAUCCGAGCCCCCGCGUACCCGGCCACGCCCGCUUGGUCAAUCUGAAGCCCUGUAGCGUGGCUCCGGCAUGGGAAUGCAACAGCAUGACGCGAACGUUCGGAUUGGCUGGCACGCAGAUGUACCUGAAGAAACAGGGGGCCCGCGUGGCGAUGAGGGAAAAGCCGAACUCUUCAGACUGGAGCCGAUAUGAGGUGGACUCAGGAGGGAACACGCUGAUAUCAUCUUUAUGUCCUGAGACAGAAACAACUUUGGCCUCCACCAGUUUCCACGUAUCCACACAUAAACCUCUGGGAGUCACCAGCACCAUCUACGCCAUCAAAAGUCCCGCCAUAACUGUCACUGAUGAACAAUUAUCAAACACAGUAAAAACACACAGGACCACCAGACAAGUCACAACCUCAAAGGUCCACAGCUCAAUAACUAAUGGAGCUUCAUCGUAUAUAAAUGACAUCAACAAACCUCGGACCCGGAGAUCGGUAACGGCAGAUUUGAACCCUGACGGUUUGUCUUCAGUCACGGAGCACUCAGGGUUGAACAGCAGCCAUAUUGUCUCAUCAAGUCCGACUGAGUUCACAACUGAUCCAGGAUCCACGGACGUAUUGGAGAGUGUGUCAGCUAGAAAUGUCCCUCAGGUCGGAACUGAAGCCAAGACGCCAUCAGGACAACAAGACAUUUCCACCUCCACCUCCUUCACUUCGUUCCUCACACAUGAACACAAGCAGCAACACAGACGUUCUGUCUAUUUCGGAGGUCUCAUCUACGUCCUCUGA